Molecule: messenger RNA, 4233 nt
Organism: Ooceraea biroi (clonal raider ant)
Lineage: Eukaryota; Metazoa; Arthropoda; Insecta; Hymenoptera; Formicidae
Product: zinc finger protein GLI4
Biological process (GO): regulation of transcription by RNA polymerase II
Cellular component (GO): nucleus
Molecular function (GO): RNA polymerase II cis-regulatory region sequence-specific DNA binding; zinc ion binding; DNA-binding transcription factor activity, RNA polymerase II-specific
Source: RefSeq, a predicted model, not a curated record
UCGUCUGCUGAGACGACAGUAUCGAAGGGGCCGCCGAGGAGUGCGCGACAAAUUGUUAUCAUUCUUCUUUUCGCUGUGUUGGUGAUGCUCAUGGAGGGGCAAUAGAGGCGAUAGCGCGACUAUAUAUAAAUGUGCGCAUCCGUCACCGCAUCAGUUCGAUGUUCCUCCGUUUCGUUCUGUCUCGUUGGCAGUGUCCGUACGACGUAGUCCGACCACAUCAGGCAUUGGAGCGCAGAUUGCCGAAAAAGCUACUGAUAAACAGUUAUCUUCCAGCUACAAAGAGGACAGGCGGGUCGACGCGCGACUGCAGCUCAAUCAGUGAAGAUCCAUUUGGCUUCGUUCUGAAGUCCGAUCGCGAUUUUUCCUGCUCGUCUUUCCUUCUCGACGUGUCGUUUCCGAAAUCACUGUCAGCAAACGGCAAGCCACUUGCGACCAGGAACGAUGGGAUUCUCUUAGCAUCGAUUAAACUCUUCUCGCGACUUCAGCCGUUUUCCACCGAGUAGGGACAUCGAGUUUCGUCUCAGCAUUAUUAAACAAAUCCGCCAAAAUAACACGUGCAGGGAUUGUCCUCUGGAGUGCGACGACAGUGUCUCAUGACUCAUUUACCGCGGUUGUCCAGCCCAGUUAUGUUCUCCAUCGAGUACAGCAAGCAAUUCCUGAGCUACCGUAUACUCAAGUCCAACCGGUUCAAGUACAUCUGACGAUACGGACUCGGACUACGUAGUAGAGGGUGUGCGCAAGGUGGUGUGUGUGUAUUGUGCUGCGGGCGACUUGUCGUACCUACGGUGCUCAGGAAGAUAGCAGGAGUGUCUCAGCAAGACCUGGAAAGUCUUGUAUCGGAAUCAAAUGGCCGAAUCACUUUCCUCAGCUUCGUGUAUUUGAGGAAGUGCGUCGAUAACGACGGCCCGACUCAGCGUCAUCGAAAAUCGCUAGUGAGGCGAAUCUUUCGAAGAUACGGAGCAAUAAGAUUAGGGAGACAAAAUUAUCAAGUUAACAGCGUUCUAUAUAAAUAGAAUUUUAUAAACAGAAGUAAAAUAUUCAAAUUUAAAUCCAAACGAAAAGGAAACGCUAGCAAAUAUCUCAUUGAUAACAGCAUAUUAAUCCGUUAUCAGAAAGCUCUUGUGCAACAGAGUUUAAUUUGACAAGCAAAAGAAAAGAUUUUUAUCCAUUCAGUUUACAAGAAAGGCCAUAGCAAUUAAUGCUUUUGUCAUUAAGGAAAUUUUGAAACAGUAAAAUAAAUCAAACAUCAAACAGCCAUUUCCGUCUGAAACGAGACGGAAAGUUCCGAAGGUUUAAAACGGAUUUAUCUAAAAUAAUGAUACUGCUCGCUAACAUGAUGCGCUUUUACAUUGGCUUGUAAAAGAUCAUUAGAGCGAGAAUCGAGCGGCGGAAUCAGAGCGAACGGAAAGCGAAAUUACUUGAAAAUCUCUUUGAGAGGCAGGGCGCGUCCGCUAACUUUCCACGGCAGUUACAUCCAUAUACGUACACAUCCACACAUACAAACCUGUAAUUAGACCUGCAUAAAACGCGAAUUAAACGGAUUCACUAAUUAAAGCGACGAUCGAGCGAAAUCUGCACGUCUUUGGCAAAUCGGCGAAUCGGCCGGAUAAAAUCAGAGGCAAAAUGAUGAAAAAAAUGAUCGUUUACGUUCCGGGCAGAAUGCCAACUCACGUUGGUCCCUACGGUGCGGCUCGUUACUCGGGCACCCUGCUAGGAGCUGUCCCGGGUUUUUACAACCCGGUUUCCGGCUACUCUACCAGCCCGGACUCGAGCUACUACGGGAGCUUCAGCGUCCAGCAUCAACCGUCGCUGGACCUUCCGGUUUGGCCGCGAAGGAUGCCGGCCGAGGAAGAACUAGGGGCCUCACCGGCUGCUGGCUUGGCUGGGCUGGGGGUAUCCCCGGGCACUCUUGGUAACGGUGGUCCCCCGAGUCCAGCACACAGCGACUCCGAUGCAUCCAGCUCAAGUUUAGAAUUGGGUACCAUCAGGACUGGCGAAAACGCACAAUUAAAGUGCAGAUGGCAAAAUUGUGGCCGAUGGUUUACUUCUCUGGAACAACUUGCGGGGCAUGUCUCGAGGUUGCAUGCAGCACCUGGUCCACGGGGUCUGUUUUACUGUGGAUGGGAGGGAUGCGUAAGAGGUGAACGUGGGUUCAAUGCGAGAUAUAAGAUGCUGGUCCACGUACGCACACACACGAACGAGAAGCCGCACCAUUGCUAUCAGUGCGACAAGAGCUUUAGCAGAGCAGAGAACCUGAAGAUCCACGCGCGUUCUCACACCGGCGAACGUCCCUACGUCUGCCCCAUCGAAGGUUGCAACAAGGCCUACUCAAAUUCAUCAGACAGAUUCAAACACACUAGAACUCAUGCCGUGGACAAGCCGUAUUGCUGCAAAGUGCCGGGUUGUCCAAAGAGAUACACUGAUCCAUCGUCCUUGAGGAAACACGUGAAAACCUAUCGCCACUACGUGAAUAACAAUGACAAAGUUCAAGAGAAGAAUUUCGACGACACCAAUAUUCAAGAGAAAACCAGGUUUGACGCUAAUUCGCCCGACAAGCAGAGCAGCAGCGCGCACUCCGAAUCGGAUAAAAAAGACUCGAGCAUCGAGAGCAAUACGUCAGUUUCGAGUCCAAAGGCGAGCAACAGCUUCGAGGAACAAAGAAGCUUCGUUGAGUGGAACAACAUGUACAAUCUUCAAGAGCAGCGGAAGGAACAGGAGCAGGUGACUCCAUCAAAGCCGUACGAGCGGGACGUGAAGAUCUAUCCGAGGAUGUACGACGACAAUUACAUCAUGUCAGAUAGGAUUCAAGUGAAUCCUAUGUACGCUUCCGGGACCACUAUCAUCAAGGACUGCCCCGCAGUAUCGUCACCUCACACUAGUCCGGGUCGAGUGUCUGAUGCGCUACCGCGCAUCGGUAUGCAAUCGACGCCCAUCAAAACUGAAGAACCCAUGGAAUGCAGCAGUGUCAAGACCUCCACGGUCGAUUACAGAAACAUUGAAUCGAUCGUCAAUAGCACGCCUUGUAAGAAGGAGAACGCCAUCAGUUGCGACCCAGUGAGGCACUCGGUGAUCAAGCGGGCGGAGGACCUGAAGAUGGAGGUGGAACAAAUGCCGCUCAAAGAGGAAUUCAAGGAGACCAGUAAUGAUUGCUGUUGUCGCCACAAAUGUUGCAUGCACAGUAACAGCAAUAUUUUGCAGACGAAGAUUUUUUCAGAUCUCAUCAUGAAAGCUUCGAAUCCGCUCUUUCGACACUUGCUGGGCUCGGUGGAUCUUCAGUAUGGACUAGAGAACAUGUGGAGCAAUAUCGUGGAUGCCACCAAUACGUGCGGCCAAGAUCUCAGGGUAAAAAAUGAGAAUGUCACCGAAAUGGAACAAGACCUGCCGCUGGAUUUGACAAUUAACAAAUAAACGAGUAAUUGGCUGGGAAAGCCAACACCAAAAAUGCGAAUUACAUGAAACGUCGUGUAUUUUAAAUGAAUCAUGAUCGUCAUUGGUAUACGAAUAAUGAUCACUGGAACGAAAACCAUUUCUAGAUCAGACUGCGAAACCAAAUAUAUUUUAAUAUUCUGUAAUGCGAUACAGCAAGAUGAAAGCAGUCAGAAAUUUCCGACAAAAAUUUGCUCAAUCCACUUAAGUAAUUGUCUACAAGUAGCUGCGUCAAUUAAAAGCGUUAUUCAAAGAUAAUCACGCUAACUUGUAGAUGUAAUGACAAUUUUAAUUCAUUCGAUCGAUACUUUCAAGAUAAUGUUUCUAGUUUUUUUUUAUUAACUACAAUUGUGAGUACGUAUAAGUAGUAUAUAUAUAUAAUCCAGUGAAAACGACCUAGUCAAAAUGAUGUUAAUGUAGCAUUAAAACUGCAGUUCGUUUUCACUGGGUAAUAAUAAAACUGGAAACUUAUUAUAUGACUGUAAAUAUAUGUUUGUGUCAGAUACAGAAAUGAGAAAUACAAAUUGGUUCUUGUAUACCAAAUUUCUAGGAUUUGAUUUCAAGAGUUAUGCUUUUUACAUAAUGGCAUCCUCAACAAAUCGUACAUUUUAUAUGAAUAAAACAUAUGUAUCAUAUGUAUAUAGAACUUUAUAUGAACGUGUAUGGAAAGUCAAUUAAGGAGUGAAGUAUGUUGAAAAAUAAAAUAUUGGAAAGUGAAGUAUGCAGGAAAAUGCUUUUUUCUGUUUAGUAAAAUGUGUUUAACAUGAAAUGUAAACUAUUUCAAUAAAAAUACAUUAUUUAUGUAUA